This is a messenger RNA of Larimichthys crocea (large yellow croaker), 3722 nucleotides long. It is a transcript of the gene mtf2, whose product is annotated as metal response element binding transcription factor 2. Gene Ontology annotation, molecular function: chromatin binding; DNA binding. The record is from RefSeq and is a predicted model, not a curated record. Gene Ontology annotation, cellular component: nucleus. Gene Ontology annotation, biological process: negative regulation of gene expression, epigenetic. Lineage: Eukaryota; Metazoa; Chordata; Actinopteri; Sciaenidae. The transcript has 15 exons. The coding region runs from base 453 to 2210 and encodes 585 amino acids.
CAGCGACCUGUGCGGGGUUACCGCUCUGCAUGCGGGGGGAUUCACGCCAACAAGCAGGCCUGGCUGCUGGCUCUCUCACACACAAGACACUUAAGCAUGCAGCGGUAUCUCAAACUGGCUCUUUAUCCUCUCUGGUGGAUGAUAUUAACCAUGUUCAAACAGUGGGCGAACAAAGGGGCUGACGGAUACUGGCUAAAGGGACGUAAAGAAAAUUACACCUACAACCUCUAACGUGACUUAAUGAGUCAUGUUUUAACACCAGGAGAGAAAACAAACCAACUGCUAAACUUGUAUAAUUACAACUGUCACUGACAUACAACUUUAUUAUAGACUCAGGGGUUGUGGACCACCUGUCUGUCCAUCACAGAGCUCACCCCCAGCGGCAGCAGCAGGCUGUGUCCUUGUCCCCCACAAGCCUUUCUGCCAGGGGAGAGUAUGGAGAAGACGACGACAUGGCUGACAGGUUUACAGAGGGACAGGACGUCUUGGCCCGGUGGUCAGAUGGCUUGUUCUACUUGGGGACAAUCACCAAGAUAGAUCGGGACAAGCAGCGAUGCUUUGUGGUUUUUGAGGAUCGGUCAAAGUCCUGGGUUCUCUGGAAGGAUAUACAAACGGGUGAUGAAGAUGACGAGGACGAUGAGGACGAUGACAUAGUGUGCUCCAUAUGCCAGGAUGAAACUUCAGAUGAGCCCAAUGAGAUUGUCAUUUGCGACAAGUGUGGACAAGGCUACCAUCAGCUGUGCCAUUCCCCUAUCAUCGAUGCUUCUGUGAUUGACUCAGAUGAUAAGUGGCUCUGCUCAGAGUGUGAGCUCACUUCUAUACCUAAGAGGGGGGGUGCGCACAGGAGAGGAGCAUCUGCGAAAGGCUUUCUGCAGCACGACCAGCAACAACAACAGCAGCAGCACCAGCAGCAGCACAUGGAGCUGCACCUGUCCUUCCCGUACAACCUGGAUGAACUGGUGUGGGAUCAAGGCCACAAGACUAACAUCCAGCAGUGCUACUGCUACUGCGGGGGCCCAGGAGAUUGGUACCUGAAGAUGCUGCAGUGUAACAGGUGUCAGCAGUGGUUCCAUGAGGCGUGUCUCCAUUGCUUACAGAUGCCCAUGCUCUACGGAGACAGGUUUUAUAUGUUUAUUUGUUCCGUUUGUAAUGGUGGACCAGAGUACCUCAGGCGACUGCCUCUCAAAUGGGGGGAUGUCACACACCUGAGCCUGUACAACCUGAGUGUGAUCCACAAGAAGAAGUACUUUGACUCUGAGAUGCACCUGAUGACUUACAUCAACGAUAACUGGGAGCUGCUGCAGCUCGGGGAGCUCGCCAAUACUCCGAGAUCAGAGCGAUAUGAAAGUGUUCUGGAGGCAUUAAACAACAACAGGAGCAUGUUCAUGUCAGGGAAGGAGGUAAAGAAAAAGAAACACUUGUUUGGGCUAAGGAUCCGUUUCCCUCCUGCUCCCCCAAACUCUGAUGAGCCGACCAGCAGAGUGAUGGAGAGGGCUUCACACGAGAUCACCAUCAAGGGAUGCAAGUCGACCAAAGCUCUCCCUGGCAUGAGAACUUGCAGUACAUUAACCAAUGGCACAGAGAAGAAGAAGAAGAAGAAGAAAAAGAAAAAGAGGAAGCAAGGAGCACGUUCACUGGAGACUCUGGCUAAACGACAACGCUCCAGUGAACUCAUAUCCCAGGAAAUAAGAAAGCCUCUACCACUAGAGUCCCACACAUUGGAUCACUUAACCUCUAUCAAAAGCGACAGGUCUCUGCUGUCUUCAGAUGGGGAAUCCAUAGGAGCCCUGAGCACCACAGAAACUACCUCAACUAGCAUUUCAAGACAGUCCAGCCUCUGUAGCUCCAGCAAGACACGCACGACACCCUGCAUCAUGCCUGUUUCCUCUCCACCCAUAAAAAGGAAACGUGGGCGGCCACGGCGGGCCCUGCAGCCCCCUAACCCUGAGAUCCCCCCUCCCAGUCACGCAGAUCCAAAUCCCCCUGCCACAGAGGUGCUGAGCCCACUCCCAGGGCUUCACUCCACAGACAUAGUUCACGGCAUGGACCCCAACAGUCAGCUCUCCCACCUCAAGAGCUCCAUCAGCAGCUAUUUUGGAGCAGCAGGGCGGUUGGCUUGCGGGGAAAAGUACAAAGUCCUGGCACGACGAGUUACUCUCGACGGCAAGGUCCAGUAUCUGGUGGAGUGGGAAGGAGUCACCGCCUCCUAGACUUGUCGUCAUCACGGUCAUCAUCACUUGUAACUUCUAACCAGCGCCUUUUUAAGAGGUUCAUGGCUGUACUAAGGACAUUGUGUACACGGCCUGUAUUCAGAGCAUUAAUUGAUAUAAGUAUUUGUUUAGUUUAGACAGGAGCAAGUUUUGCCUGUUAAGCUUACUGUAAAGCCUACCGGUUCAGUGCAGUCCAAGGUGAUUACAGCACAUUGAAAUGUAUCUUUUCCACGUGUGCUUAAAGGUUACAGUUCAUUGAAGACAUUUUCAUUAUACCACCACACCAUAUUUGCGUUAUUCUGCUUUUAACUCACAUAAUCUGCUUUGAAUGUUUACAGAAUCCCCCGUUUAUUCAGGGGCAGUUUAAUCGAUCAGUGCACUGCACCUGUAGGCUUACAGUGAACCCAUAUUGUGCUUAAUUUUUAAUCCAGUGAUAUGCUUUUAAUUUUCAGACCAGUUAAGUAUGAAACUGUAAGUCUCUUUGUUUUUGUUAAGUUUCUUUGUUUUUGUUUUGACAGAAUGUAGUUGGUCCUGCAUUAUUAAAUGUUGAAUCUUGGAGGAUAAGAGAAAGAGGGGAAGUUUUGUUCAAAGAAUUUUCAUUAAUUUCACUACUGUAACCAUGCAGUGAACAAUUCCUUAUGUUCAGUUAACAUUUAUUUUCUUACCAGAUUUGCUAAAUAAACACGUGUCCCUUUACUAUCAUGUCCCCUCCUUCUCUAGUCCCGGUUUAUGAGUACCUCUUGUUGCCUUGGGCAGACAUAUCUUUGAGUUGUGUUUUGGAAAGUGUGCUCGUUUGUGAGCAGGUCCGGAGGAAGAAAAAAAGAGAUGUGCUGCUGCAAAUGUUUAUUAUUUUAUAUAGAAUUAUACUACAUUUAUUACCUUUUCCACUUGUACUUUCUUGUUUCCUUUGCUGUUCUGAAGGACAGAUUUCUCAAAUUAUUUUCUUUUUUUUAAAAUAUGGAUUGCACAUAUCAAACUAUGUCUGUUAGGUUGUCAUCUCAUUUUUGAACAGAUAAUGUGAGCUUUUCAGCUCAUAUAUGGCAGCAUUUUCACCCAUGGUAAAGUUCUUUAAAUACUUUGUUUAUGUUGGUCAUAAUUUUUCUAAAAAAUGUCCCCAAAUCAAGUGUAAUUUCAGCAUAUAAACGAUCCAAAUCCUAAACCCAGGAGCACUCCUAGUAACCCUUUUUAUAACAUUUUUGAUUUGAUACAAUGACUGUUAAAUCUUUAAGGACCUAUUAAUUUUUUUACCUUUUUUGUCUGAUAGUUAUUCAAGAAAAAUAAAGUGCUGCAUAAGAUGAAUGUUGUAUAUCCAGUUCUCAUACCUAGAGCUCAGAAUUGUUCUGCUUUUUUUAUUUGUUGUGCUGCCUAUGCAAGUUAGUCCUGGAUGAAGGUGUUGUUCUGCCAUAUAAUUGGACCCUAUGGUUUGACAAAGGGCGAGCGUCAUCAUUACUAUUGUGAUGAUUUGACUCGGUCGAUGAAUUUUUCAUGAGACGGGUGCAAAAAAAAAACAAA